UGUGUGCAUUUCAACAGAAAAAUAAAUCUGUCCAAUUGAGUUCUGGAAACCUACAUAUGGCAAACAAACAAAAGGGAGAAAUGAAUAACAAUGAAGAGGGUAAGACCCUCAUGUAGCCACUCAACACAAACACAAAAUGUUCCCACUUCCUUAGUUCCAGAGUUCUCAGUAGGACGGCAGGAGGCUUUUGAAAUCUUCAGGAGAGACCAUGACAACCAACUGAUCAUUGAGGAAAACAAGUCUUUACUGAAACAAAGGUACUCUGAAGCCAAGACUUUAGGAGAGAAGGUCAACAAUGUAAGAAGCAAAAUCAAUGAAUUGAAGAGACAGCUGGAGCUCAGAAGGAGGCAGACGGCUGUGCAAGGGUUGACAACAGGAUCUCCAGUCCCAGAGAACCCUGGCCCUGUGGAGGAGAGGCUACUCUCUGAAAUUGAAGAGGAAAAAAAGAACUAUAAGAGCAUCUUUGGCCGGCUGAAGGGACUGAAGACAGAGAUCGAGCAUUUACAGCUGCUGCUGGAGAGGGCAAAGGUCAAGCUACAAAUGGACUUCCAUGAGUGGUGGAAACAGGAAGCCAACAAACCACAGCACCCUAUAUUGGAAGUGACUUCUGCUGCAACUAGACCCCCUACAUCUGUCUCCAGUCCUCCAGCAAUCAGAGACAUACAUAUGAUGGGUCUUGAUGCAGCAGUUAUGUCUAAGAAGGAUACAGACAGCAACAACCCCCCUGUUUCAGGAGACCUCAGUAUAUGUUUAUAUGUUUCAGAGCCCUGUCCUCUUCCAGCCUGUCAGACUCCUCUAUUCCCCUCACCGGAGACACAGAAACAGAUGAAGACAUACUGGCCUUCAUCAGGGCUCGACAGAACCUGCUUAACAGCACUGGCCCAUUAAAGACAAAGAAGCAAGCAUGACGGAAUGUUUCAACCACCAUCUUCCAAAACUAGGCCUGCAAAGAACACAGAACAGGUUGUAGGCUCUACGUACAUGACCCAGAGAUCAGCCCACUGGACCUGCUGUCUGUCUGUCCGUCACUAGUAGAUGUCCAAUAGGGGACCAACAGGACCACAUGGACCUGCUGUCUGUCUGUCCGUCACUAGUAGAUGUCCAAUAGGGGACCAACAGGACCACGUUGAAAAAAGAAGGUAUUGCAGUACUAUCACAGAUCUGGGAAUCAAUCACAGCUAAAGGAUCAUUGUUGGUCUGAACAAGUGUUCUCACCAUAUGGAAAAGCAUUCAUUAGAUUGUGUUGUGUAGCGAGGGCUGUCUUGUUCAGGGGCUUGUCCUAUCAUGUCUUGUCUGUAUUUGUCCUAUUAAAUGUGCCUGUCAGAUGCCUUCUUCUCUUUCUUCAUCUGUAGUGAUGACAUGUAAGUCUUUCUGUCAGAUUUAUUCUAGAAGUACAUGCCCUCUCAUUUUGUGUGGUUCUCAGAAAGUCGGAUCCAUGUAGUUCUGUGUCCUGUAAAUAUCAUGUUGCUCUUGGAAUUAGUGAGACAGAGUUGUCCAGACUACAUUAUCUUGUGUCAUUUGUUGUCUCUGCACUAGAGUAUGUGUAAUAUGAAGCGCUUCAUUGGAAUGAGCAUUUGACAUUUUUCCACUAGGCAGGGAAGUUUAUGUCAAGUUUAAGUCAAUCAGUAUAAUUAAUAGUUCUUGACAUCACAACCACUUGCACCAUGUUCAUGAGGGACCCCUGCAAUGGCUUGGUUUUGCAUAGCUUGAAUAUAUUUGUGUGCGAGUUGACUUUUAGUGAAGUGAUUUGCAUUGAGCAAAUGACAGCAGGAGACUGGUAAAGCCUCUGUUCACAGCUUUUCUAGAAGUCAGAUCUUGAUUUUGUAUCUAGCAAGUCUGACUUAUGUCUGUAUGUAUCUUGUCUGGUGUCACAUGGCGAUCAACUGGCAUUUACUCAUCAAAUACACUCUGAUAUCAGGUUUUAUCCCAACUAAUCAAAUACACUCUGAUAUAAGGUUUUAUCCUAACUAAUCAAAUACACUCUGAUAUCAGGUUUUAUCAAAUACACACUCUGAUAUCAGGUUUUAUCCUAACGAAUCAAAUACACUCUGAUAUCAGGUUUUAUCCUAACUAAUCAAAUACACUCUGAUAUCAGGUUCUAUCCAAACUCAUUAAAUACACACUAAGAUAUCAGGUUUUAUCAAAUACACUCUGAUAUCAGGUUUUAUCCCAACUAAUCAAAUACACACUAAGAUAUCAGGUUUGAUCAAAUACACACUAAGAUAUCAGGUUUUAUCCUAACUAAUCAAAUACACUAAGAUAUCAGGUUUUAUCCUAACUAAUCAAAUACACACUAAGAUAUCAGGUUUUAUCCUAACUAAUCAAAUACACACUAAGAUAUCAGGUUUUAUCCUAACUCCUCAAAUACACUCUGAUAUCAGGUUUUAUCCCAACUCAUUAAAUACACUCUGAUAUCAGGUUUUAUCAAAUACACUCUGAUAUCAGGUUUUAUCCCAACUCAUCAAAUCCAUACUUCACAUACCCCAACAUAUUCAUGAACCUAACAUCAUCCCAAGCGAGGAAAUAUUUUUGUGUUAAAGACUAUUUUUCUCUGAAAAGAUAACCCAUUUAAAUAUGCAUUCUCCUUGUGGAAUCUCCCAUGUCAAGGAAGAUGUUCUAUCUCUAAGCAGAUCUGUGAUCUGUGAACUCUCUCAACUGUUAAGUGUUCUCUCUCUAAUACAAAUGAUACGUCAUGAUAUGUCAUUAUACAAUCUAUAAAAUGUGAAUGUUAUAUACCCCA
Molecule: messenger RNA, 2740 nt
Organism: Clupea harengus (Atlantic herring)
Lineage: Eukaryota; Metazoa; Chordata; Actinopteri; Clupeiformes; Clupeidae
Product: kinesin-like protein KIF6
Exons: 9
Coding region: 91-888 (265 amino acids)
Source: RefSeq, a predicted model, not a curated record